AUGGCGGCCGCAGCGCAUACUGUACCAGGCCUUGAACUGUCGACUGUCGACGACAUGGAUCUGCAUUCCGAUGAUGGCGGCCUCGACUUCAACGAUGGUGACAUCGAGUUGGAUCUCGACCCCCCGCCUUCCCACACACAGGAUGACGAGAUGUCUAUGAAUGAUGCAGCCUCGGCCAACGGCCUAGAUGCGGAAAAUGCACAUGGCGAGCAAGAUGACUUCAUGGUUGACCAAGAGGAUGUAAUUGAGGAGGAUUAUAGCUACCAGGAGGAUGACGGCGUCAUAGUCGUUGAUCAGCCAGAGCCACUCACCUCACAGCCUGUACCGGUCAACUCUCCGCCUAAUCCAGUCAACCUUCCACCGAUCCAGACCGAUGCGUCGAAUCAAGAUGAAGAUCUUAUCGACUAUUCCGAAGAAGAGGGCGAAGACUACCACAACCCCGAGCUCCGUUCACCAUGGCUGCGACAAGAAAGCUACCAUUCUGAAGCUCAAGACGAACAGACUAAGGAUAUCACUGAACAACAAGACGAGGUACCCGCUGACUUGCAAGCUUUGCUCUCGAUGCCUGCAAACAAUAAGUCGCCCAGUCCACUCGUGGAAGCUCGGAAUCUAGCUGAUCACAGCUCAGACGGUCUAGCGGCAGACGAACGUGCACACUCGCCCCUCCCACAAUCUGUCAAGGAUGACGAUGAAGAAGGUGUCCGGAAUGAUGACGGCGAUGACGACGGCGGUGUGAUGCUGCCAGGCCAAGGAGAACACGCAGACAAUGAGACACAGAACCAUGAUUCGGCGCAUCAAAGCUAUGAUCAAGAAGCCACUACUGAAGGCAACGAGCACCAAGACCCAGAGUCGUUUGAAAUCCCCUCUGUUACUGUGAACUACCAAGGCGAAGAGAUGUGGCUGUUCAAACAACACGACUACGAUAACAGUGGAGAGUGGCUCAUCCAAGACAUCUCGCUUGCAAAAGCUAGCUUGUCAGAUCUUUUCCAGGCAUGCCGUCUAUCCCUCGGUGAAGAUGUGUCAGGAGAGACAGAAAUUGGUUUCAAAUUUGAGCAUCUACAAAACUUAGAGAUCUUCGAGGAUAACACAGCAUGCGUAGCUGUUUCACUUGAACGUCUCGUAGGAUACUACCAUGCAUUACAUGCACACGAUGGUAAUGACGUGCCAGACUCGUUCUAUAUCUCCUUGAUGUUUCGACCGCGCUUCGCUACUUUACUCGCAGACAUUGCAAAAUAUGCCGAUCAAGGAAGCGGCUAUUCUGUUUUCGAGGCUGCUGUGGUUGCUGGUGAGACACAUUUCGCUGGCAUGAUUGGUGGUGCUUCGAGCGAUGAGCCCACUGAGUGGGGCACCCAGGAACAAGAGCAAGAAUACGAUGAGCAGCAAGUAGAGCAAGAAGACGAUGAGCAGCAGGUAGAGCAAGAAAAACCCGAGGCGCCAGAGUUUGUAAAUGAAGAAGCGCAGCUGCGAGAACUUGAUGACGAGGGUGGUCAAAACAAAGAAAAGAGCAACCAAGAGACCAGAGAUGAUAAGAGAGAGGAUGAAGGGGAGGAUGAGGGAGUAAAGGUGCAUGAGGACGAACACACUCCAGCCGAGCAUGAUUCUUCCCACGAGCUCGAACAUAAUGAAAAGAAUCGUGAGCCGAGUGCUCAUGAGGAGGAGAGCGUCAAGCACACCAAAGAGGAAGAGGCUGAAGUGCAACAUUCACCUCACGAGGAGGAAUCGACUACUGAGGAAGAUCACAAUCUGCAAGCUGCUAAUCCUAUUGACAUUUUCGCAAAUCCUCAGGGAGUAGUAGACCAACCCCAUCAGGAAAGUCCAAAACUGAGCGAGGAGACUGAUGCUGAGGCAGAGGCUCGCCGCUUGCAGGAGCAAGAAGACUUUGUCGACUACAGCGACGAAGAAGACGAGCCUGCUGUAGAUACCAAGGAAGCUGGAGGAGCACCCGCUACUGAACUCUCACCCUCAUCUGUGACGCUCCAAGGCGACGAGUCUGUCGACGCAGAUGAACAUGGAUCCGUCGCAGGCUCCAACAGCCACGAUGACAAGGCCAGUGAGAACGAUGAGGCACUUAAUGAGGAGUCUCACGUCGAACUGGAAAACGACAAAACCGAAGGCAAUGAUCCAUUGUACCAGGAUGGUGUUCAAAUCGACGACGAACAUGACGUAUUCCAGGACUUUCACGUAAAUGGAACAGAUGAAUAUGCUGCAGAUGCAUAUGAUGGCGACAUUAACCAAGACUUCGCCAACCAUGAAUAUCAAGACUUUGAUGACCAGCCAGAGUUGGAUUUCAUGAACGGAGAUGAAUUCAACGCUGCCGGUGCCGAGACAGCGGACGGUAACGAUCUGACUGGUACGGACGACUUCCUGGAUCUGGAAAAUAACCCUGAGUGGGACGCCGACCAGGAACUGGCCCAAGAGGAUUCGGAGAACACAGCCAAUGCACAUGAUCACGCCGAUACCCAAGAUGGAGAGGACGGUGUGGCUGGACAAACUUCGUACGCAACGUCUUCGGCUGCAGAUCCUGCGACGGCCUCGUCUAGCAAUGCCCAAGAAGUGUCCCCUCAGGGACAGAAGCGAUCUAUUGACGAGGCUGGACAUGGAGAGGAUAAUGCAUCUGACUCGAUAGACGCCAAGCGCACCAGAGUGUGA
Messenger RNA from Alternaria alternata, 2649 nucleotides. RefSeq lists its product as hypothetical. The record is from RefSeq and is a predicted model, not a curated record. The transcript has 2 exons. Bases 1 to 2649 code for a protein of 882 amino acids. NCBI's taxonomy places the organism in Eukaryota, Fungi, Ascomycota, Dothideomycetes, Pleosporales, Pleosporaceae.